Messenger RNA from Brassica napus (rape), 870 nucleotides. RefSeq lists its product as uncharacterized. NCBI's taxonomy places the organism in Eukaryota, Viridiplantae, Streptophyta, Magnoliopsida, Brassicales, Brassicaceae. The record is from RefSeq and is a predicted model, not a curated record. The transcript has 4 exons. The coding region runs from base 1 to 870 and encodes 289 amino acids.
AUGUGCCAAGAGUUCCUGAAGUUCAACCUGCAACUAAAAUUGAAAGAACGCGAGAGGAAGACUGUUCGUUUAGGACAGGAGGUUAAGAGGUUUAAGUUUGCUGUUCUCAUGUAUUCUCUCAAGACGCAAUAUGACAUAAAGUUCUAUAAUUCCUCAACUAAUAGGCUUGGAGUUUGGUCUGGUUAUACGAAGCUGCUUAAGUGUGGAACAAUAGCACAAUUAUUUGAGGAGAGACUUCAAAUCAAUCCUAAAAUCAGAUCGAAGGAGAUGGUUGAUGAGAUAAAGAGAGAGUAUAAUAUGAUUGUGACCGAAGAACAAUGCAGAAGAGCAAAGGCAACACUUGCUGCCAGAAGAAAGGCGGGUCAUGAAAUUUACUUUGCAAGACUUUGGGAUUACCAGGAAGAGGUACGUAAAUCUAAUGUAGGAUCAACAAUGGAAGUUGAGACAAUUCCUGGUCCGGUUCCUGGAAGCAAUCAAAGAUUUCACCGCUUGUAUAUGUGUUUUGAAGCCUUGAAAACGUCAUGGAAAGGCUCAUGUAGACCCAUUAUAGGAUUGGAUGCUGCAUUUAUGAAAUGGGACAUUAAAGGUCCAAUGCUAACUGCUGUUGGUAGGGAUGGGGAUAAUAGAAUUUUUCCAAUAGCUUGGGAUGUGGUAGAAGUUGAGGAUAAUCCAAAUUGGUUAUGGUUUGUGCAACUACUGAAAAAAGACAUGGGUCUUGAAGAUGGCGACGCUAUAACAAUAAUCUCAAACAAGCAUCAGUACACGAAGAGCUUCCUCAGGCCGAACACAAAAUGUGUGCUAGACAUGUUCUACAAAACUGGAAGAAGACAAAUAAAGACAUUGUCCUUGAGCGUCUAUUCUGGAAAAUAG